UACAUGUAUAUAAACACUUCUACCAGACUAUUAUUGUAAGGCACGUGUUGAAGUUGCUUGAAAAUUCCUUUUUUCGGCUCACUCAGAGAUGAUAUAAACCAUGGAAGUAUGUGUUGACUCAGUACGGUCUGCAACUGCUGCAGAAAGGGGUGGAGCAACAAGAAUUGAAUUAUGUGCAGGUCUUUCCGAAGGAGGCACCACAGCAAGUCUCGGGUUGCUACGCAUCGUGAAAGCUGUGACCACAUUACCUGUGUUUGCUCUGAUUCGGCCGCGAGCAGGUGACUUCCUGUAUGAUCCCGAAGAGCUUGAAGUCAUGAGAGAAGACAUCCAACUUUGCAAAGAGAAUGGUGCCGAUGGCAUUGUGUUUGGCGCCCUCACAAGCUCUGGGAGCAUUGAUACAGAAGUUUGCAAAGAAUUCAUCGGAAUUUUCCAAAUUAAUAGGCACCUCAUGUCUCCAAUCCUUCCAGCCUUUGAUAUGUGCCGCGAUCCCCAUGCUUCACUGGAAGUCCUGAUUUCUUUGGGGUUCGAGAGGGUUCUGACCAGUGGCCAAGAGUCAUCUGCUUUGGAGGGACUUCCCCUCAUCCGAGAGCUGAUCCAAAUAGCCAACAACCGAAUCACUGUUAUGCCAGGUGGAGCAAUCAAUGCUAGAAAUCUGGACCGCAUUUUGACUGGGUCAGGCGCCAAAGAAUUUCACUGCUCAGCACGUAGCAUCCAGGAUUCACUGAUGGUUCACAAGAACAGCAGGGUGACCAUGGGUGCACAGCUAGCAGCUCCCGAAUUCAGCCUCAAAUUUGCCAAUGAGGAGCUUAUCAGGACAUUGAAGGACAUCCAGGCAGCUGUCUAGAUCAAGGAUGGGUACUGACUCUCAAUUCCAGAAGCUGUCUUGUUUCCUUAAUCUCAUUUGUUAGACGGACUGAAAUCUAAGUUGACCUGACCACCAAGAACCAUGAUGAGUCGACAGGCGUAGUUACAUUUUGGUUUGCUUUAAAGACUUUAACAGAGUUUCCAAAAUUAGAGUAGCUUUUUGUACUUAAUUGAGUUACAUGUAUUUGGUGUAUCUUGACCGAGCUUAGCUUUUUCCUGACUUGUGUCUUUUGUAAAAACUUUAACAGCAAUCCAAGAUUUAUUGCAUUCAUUUCUUCCAUACAUGGAGCUUUUUUUAAAUGACAAAGAUAUUAUAUCAGUGCCAAAACUUUGCACACAGUUGAUUUAAAAUUUUGUCCUUUGAGGUGUUACUUAUUUCUGCCCAUUUCUUCUUGCUUGUUUGUGUUUAAUCAAAAUUGUCAAUGAGGUUUUUAAAAAUGUCAGUUGGACGUAUAUGCUUGGAAACUGGGUUGGCACAGCAAUGCACUCGCAAGCAGAAAGGGCGUGGCCAAAGAUAAGUUACCACAGGCAAUAGACCUAAAUAUGACGUCACGUCUUGUUUGCAUAUGCACUUACCUAUGACAGUGAAGCUGGGACGAGCCCCAUAAGAAAGGGCACGUGUAAACAACACGUGUCGUGAUUAUGUUUCUAAGUCUAUUGACACUGGUCUAAUGGAAGUCGGAUCUAGCGAUAUGCAAAAACUGCAUUUAUCCCUGACGUAGAAUUCGGAGCAAAAAGUCUAUUUUCAUUGACCUGGAGCGUCUCCAAUCGUCUAGAUCGGGAUCCAAGUCAAAGAACUUGCAAUAAAAUGUCGGGUAUGUCGCCAAUUACCUUCGGCGUUUGAGGUGAUUCCAAAGGUUGGGAUCAUCUAAUCUAUCAUUCAGCACCCUACACUUUGACUGGACUGAAGUACAAUAAAAGUAACUUUCUAAAACAAAAAUGAA
This is a messenger RNA of Acanthaster planci (crown-of-thorns starfish), 1808 nucleotides long. RefSeq names its product cutC copper transporter (gene cutc). The record is from RefSeq and is a predicted model, not a curated record. Lineage: Eukaryota; Metazoa; Echinodermata; Asteroidea; Valvatida; Acanthasteridae. Gene Ontology annotation, molecular function: copper ion binding.